AUGGCUACCUUGUUCGCAUCACAAGUCAUGGCAAAGAACGUCCCCUCAGCUCUCAAAGCCUUCUACAACAAGGCAAGGAGCGGCGGCGACUGCACCGGUACCCACGCUCUCCAAGCGGGCUUCUAUAACACCGAAUGGAGCGGCGGCCACACAACCUACUGCACCAGAUACCUCCCCACCGGCAAGGGCUUCUACCUCAAGGGUCCCGGGUCUGACCUGGCAAACAUGGACAUCGACUGCGAUGGGGAGCAGAGCAGCGGCGACGGACGCUGCAAGUCGUCAACCGACACACAAGGCCAGACACGGUGGGGUUUGAAGCGCCUCGAGAAGUCCGGAGUCAGGGACCUCAACGCAAAUAUCCAUCCGUACGUCGUUCUGGGGAACGAGGGCAGCUACAGCCCGACCUUUGACCCGCGCACAGUCGGCGUCGAGCCCCUGAGCAUUGUGGCCGUCGUGUGCGGCGACGAGCUCAUAUACGGGGUCUGGGGCGACACCAACGGGGACGACAACGAGCAUCCCAUGGUUGGAGAAGCCAGUCUGGCGCUGGCGACCGCGUGCUAUGGCACGAGUGUCAGCGGUAACAACGGCCAUGAUGAGUCGGAUGUGCUGUACGUUGCUUUUGCGGGCAAGGAGGCUAUGCCUGACAGCGCCAAGUGGGACGCAGACAGCUACGAGGCGUUCGAGGAGAGCAUCACUGCGCAGGGGGAUAAGCUGGUCGCGCAAUUGUUUGGCGACAACGCGGAUACGCCCAAGUCCCCGACGAGCAGUGGCUCUGAUCCUCAACACACCUCGCCUUCAUCGAGCAACGGCGACAGCGACAACAAGGAGGACUCGAAACACAGUCACAAGUCCGGUGGCACACCCCGAAACACCAUCCCACUACCUUGUCUCAUCAUUUUGAAUGCCUUGAUCGCCUUCUCCUGA
This is a messenger RNA of Aspergillus thermomutatus, 924 nucleotides long. RefSeq names its product glycoside hydrolase family 75 protein. Gene Ontology annotation, molecular function: chitosanase activity. Bases 1 to 924 code for a protein of 307 amino acids. The transcript has a single exon. NCBI's taxonomy places the organism in Eukaryota, Fungi, Ascomycota, Eurotiomycetes, Eurotiales, Aspergillaceae. The record is from RefSeq and is a predicted model, not a curated record.